Messenger RNA from Ceraceosorus guamensis, 1236 nucleotides. RefSeq lists its product as hypothetical. Bases 325 to 1107 code for a protein of 260 amino acids. The record is from RefSeq and is a predicted model, not a curated record. Gene Ontology annotation, molecular function: protein binding. The transcript has 3 exons. Lineage: Eukaryota; Fungi; Basidiomycota; Exobasidiomycetes; Ceraceosorales; Ceraceosoraceae.
UCUCUUGGCGUGCAUGCAUGCAGCAGCGACGAAUCUGAACGUGAGGCGCGCCCGCGCGCGCAUCCACGAUGAUGUGGAGCGAUCGAGCGAGCGCACGCGCUUCCGCGAAGCACGGAAUCGGAUGGAUGGUCCGCAAGCGGGCAAGGCUAUCCAGAGCGCUGCAACCUCACGCCAUCUCCAUCCUCCUCAGCCUUGUGGCGUACUCGACAACUGACUUCGAGCCUACCCACACCUUGACACGCAAAGUCAAACGUCGAGGCCCUCUGAUCGAGUAAUCGCAAGCACCAUUCGAAGCUCAUCACUGCACACACGCUCACACGCAAUAUGGGCUUUCUAGACAAGUUAGCUGGCAAAGCGGGUGGAGGACCGCCACCUUACCAAGGCGGCGGCGGCGGCGGCGGAUAUCCUCCUCAGAACAGCUACCCUCAGCAAGGUGGGUAUCCUCAACAAGGUGGCUAUCCUCAACAGAGCGGAUAUCCUUCAUCUCCCUCUGCAUAUCCCCAAAGCCCUCAGAGCCAGAAUCACGCCAGCAGCGACAACAAGGGUGGAGGAGAUGAUAGGCCGUUGCCAGAGGGUUGGAUCAAGCAGUGGGACAGCAACUACAGCCGCAACUUUUUCGUAGACACACGAGCAAAUCCACCGAGGUCGAUUUGGGUUCACCCCAACGACGAAGGAGGCUCAAAUCGCGCGCAGAACUACGCUCCUCCUACGGGACCUCCCCCCACUCAAGGUGGAGGAUACCCUCAACAACAGGUCCCGUACGGCCAACAGCCUCAGUACGGCCAGCAGCCGUAUGGCCAACAACCGUACGGCCAGUAUCCUCAGCAGGGAUACCCCCAACAACCCAUGUAUGCGCAACAACCUAUGCAACAAGGCAGAUUUGGUGGUGGUGGUGGUGGCAUGUUUGGAGGAGGAGGCAGAAGACCUGGAGGCGGCUUGGGCGCUGGCGGUGGAGCUGCGCUCGGUCUUGGAGCUGGUAUGCUUGGUGGUGCAAUGCUUGCCAACUCCUUCGACAACGCUCAAGAUGAUGCUUACGCCGACGGUUACAACGACGGUCAAGAUGGCGGUGACUUUGGCGGCGGCGACGAUGGCGGUGGCGACUUCUGAUUACGAAUGCUGAGUCCCUGGCGCGAGAGGGGCCUACGCCCUCGGACAUAUGCUAGGUAGCGGCCUUCUACUUGGCAUCGACUUUGUACAUACACCUCGAGCGUGCGCGAAAGCAUUUUGCCACCAAUC